Penicillium odoratum is the source of this 1110-nucleotide messenger RNA. RefSeq lists its product as uncharacterized. The coding region runs from base 1 to 1110 and encodes 369 amino acids. The record is from RefSeq and is a predicted model, not a curated record. The transcript has 2 exons. Gene Ontology annotation, molecular function: glucan exo-1,3-beta-glucosidase activity. Gene Ontology annotation, cellular component: extracellular region; cell surface. Lineage: Eukaryota; Fungi; Ascomycota; Eurotiomycetes; Eurotiales; Aspergillaceae. Gene Ontology annotation, biological process: glucan catabolic process.
AUGCUUGUCAAGCCGGCCCUUCUGCUUGCCGCAUUUGGUAUUCCCAAUGCUUUGGGCGCUCACCCCAGUCGAGCAGAGAAAGCAAAAUAUGUUGAUUGGAAGUCUUUCAAAGCAUAUGGCGUUAACCUCGGGGGCUGGCUUGUUCAAGAGUCGAACAUUGACACCCUCUGGUGGGAUAAAUAUUCUGGACGUGCUGAAAACGAAUGGGGUCUACGCGAAUACCUCGGCUCCCAGUUGCUAGAGCAGCGCUACGCAAGCUGGAUUACUACUUCCGAUAUAGACAAGGCCGCAAAGUCAGGAAUCACUCUCUUACGUAUUCCGACGACCUACGCAGCUUGGAUCAAGUUUCCCGGCUCGAAACUAUAUUCCGGCAACCAAGCUGCGUAUCUGAAGAAAAUCGCGACAUAUGCAAUCGCGCGCUAUGGCAUGCGUAUCAUCUUAGACGUUCACGGUCUACCCGGUGGUAUUAAUGGCCUGACAAUUGGCGAGGCUGCGGGUCACUGGGGCUGGUUCAACAAUCAGACCAACUUCGACUACUCGAUGCAAGUCAUGGAUACUGUUAUCGACUUUAUCCAGAGCUCUGGCCAUCCGGAGUCUUACACCCUCGAACCCAUGAAGGAGCCGGCUGACAACCACGAUCUCUCCGUCUUCGGAACCUCCGCUGCCCUCUCCGAUAUAGGAGCCGCUUGGGUCUUGAAGUAUAUCCACGCUGUGCUUGACCGUGUCACUGCGGUGAAUCCUAAAAUUCCCGUGAUGUUCCAAGGAAGUUUUAAGGGCGAGAAAUACUGGUCUGGCAACUUCUCCAGCAGCGAUAAUCUGGUUUUUGACGUCCACAAUUAUUACUUUGCGGCCCGCAACACCACGUCUUCGAAUAUACCGUCUUAUAUCUGUACAGAUGCCAAGGUGAACCCGGGCGAUAGAAAGUUUCCUGUAUUUCUUGGUGAAUGGUCUAUUCAGGCCCCGUACAACAAUACCUUCGCUUCACGUGAGCGCAACCUGAAUUAUGGGCUAGAUACAUUCCAUCGAUACUCACAUGGCUUCUCAUAUUGGACUUGGAAGUUUUCUGGAAACGCCACCAUAGAUGGACAAGGCACACAAGCUGACUACUGA